UACUUCCUAAACCACGCACUUCCCUGGCGGUCGCCGCUCCAAGUUAACCGUUUCUUAGUUAUUUACCCUGGUCGAGAGUUACAGGCUACAGACAUCCUGUUUGUGGACUUCUGAGCAGCGCCGGGUAUAUCACGGAUCAUGGCACCCACCUCUGUCCGCCCGGCACGGCGUUUGCGUUAGGACACUGAAUGGAGCGACAGACCGCACCAAAGUGUGCCCGAAUCACAUAGUAGCUUAUUGCGUGUGUGUUGUGCGUACUCGCACUAAAUGGGACGGACGAUCUAGGAGUGGGAUACAACUGCAGCUGUGAAUACGGUUUAAAUCUGGUGGUGGUACAGUUGCGACCAUGAGCGGCGGCGAAAUAAUCUGCCAAGGAUGGCUCAGGAAGUCACCGCCAGAGAAGAAACUACGGAGAUAUGCAUGGAAGAAGCGCUGGUUCAUCCUGCGCAGCGGGCGUAUGAGCGGGGACCCGGACGUACUGGAGUACUACAAGAGCGAGGGCGCCAAGAAGCCCAUCCGCAUCAUCGACCUGCACUGCUGCGAGCAGGUGGAUGCCGGCCUGAGCUUCAAGCGCAAGGACUUCCAGGACAGCUUCGUCUUCGACAUCAAGACGUCGGAGCGUACCUUCUACCUGGUGGCCGAGACUGAGGAGGAGAUGAGCCGCUGGGUGCGCUCCAUCUGCCAGCUCUGCGGAUUCAACCAGUCCGAUGAGAAUCACGAUGAGCGUUCGUCCUCUGCCUCCAUGCCCCGCUCCAUGGCUGGCGGUGACCUGGCUGGCUCCAUGGCCCCGUUAACAGGCGAUGGGCGCAAGUCCUCCUCCGGCCACGCCCAUGCCCACUCCAGUCAGCCAAUGCUGUUCACCUUCGACAUGCCCGUCCGCCACGGCAACGCUCAUAGCCACGCCCACUCCACCCUGCCAAGCUCCGCCCCUCAGGACUACCUCCUACUGCACCAGUGCCUGAGCCGGAAGACUGAAGGCACUCGGAGUGCCAGUUUCUCCCAGGCGUCGCGCAGCAGUCUGCUGGUGGGCAGUGACUCGGCCGUGCAGAAGCUGACUCACGGCUUCUCCCACUGCCUCAACGGCGUGGGCUCACAGCUGCAGCACGGCUUCUACAGUUUGCCCAAGCCCACCCGCCAGCAGAACCACAACCACAACCACCAGCAGCAGCAGAACCAAGCCUCCUCCUCCACAUCCCCGCGAGAUGCCUCCUCGUCCUGCUACGUCCUCCCUAGAGGCUACAGCUCCGACGGGACGGCGGGGAGCCAUCACGCAGGCCUGGGCUUCUCAGACCUGGACCUGGACGGCGCGGAAGAAGUCUACGCCUACAAGACGCCAUGCAAUGCCCCAUUGUCCAAUGACCGGCCACUGCCCGACAACUAUGACCGGCUGCCUACGCCGCCAGGUAGCUUCUACCAGACGCCGCGGGCCUUCGAUAAGAACCACAAUGCGUUACCUGCUGCCGGGGGAGGUGGCGGUGGCGGUGGUGGUGGGGCUGCAGCUGAGCCCACGUCUGCAGGGGCAGGGCCCCCACCAAGGCCUCCAAAGCCUGGAGGAGGAGGAGGAGGGGGAGGAGGAAGUGGGAGCCAGGGUUCGGACACGGGGCUGCGCUGGGGGAGCCCGCAGUCCCACAAUGGGGAGAUGGCCACGACCACCACGGUGAUCCCCCGGAGAAACACACUGCCGGCAGUGGAGAACAUCAGGCUACACCGGGGUUCUUCCUUUGAGACUAGCAGUCACCAACGGCCGAUCUACUUCAACAACUCAGGAGGCCAAUCGGUGGAGUCUGUCAACGACGGAUUCAGCUCCUACCUGAGAGCCAAGGCCCCACUGACGCGGUCGGACAGCGGCGACUCGGAGGACAACUAUGUGCCCAUGAACCCCAGCUCCUCGCCGCUCAACGCCAGCCAGGCCGACAGCCCCAAGAACAUCUACAUCCCCAUGAGCCCCGGGCCGCACCACUUCGACUUCCCGGGCUUCUCUGCCACGUUGCCCGCCCGCAAGGGAAGCACGGCAUCCCUCUCGCACCGGCCUGGUCGCCUGAGCGAUGUGACGCCGCCACCAAUCAACCGCAACCUCAAGCCCAACAGGAAGAGUGAGUCGGGCACCUGCAAGCCGACACCUCUGGACCUGAGGAGCAAUGGCAUUAUCGAUGAGCUGCCAUUCAAGAGUCCCGUCACCAUGUCCUGGACCAGACCCAUGCCUGCAAUGAACUCUAUGUCGUCUCAGCACUGUCGGCCAAUCUCCACUCAGAGCAUCACCAGCACUGACUCAGCUGACAGCGAGGAGAACUACGUGGCCAUGCAAAACCCAGCGUCUACCUCACCAGCAGUGAGUGGUACCAGCAGCCCCGCCGCUAGGAAGUGUGGCAACGUGGACUACCUAGCCCUGGACUUCCAGCCAGGGUCUCCCAGCCCUCACAGAAAGCCCUCUACCUCCUCGGUCACGUCUGACGAGAAGGUGGACUACGUUCAGGUGGAUAAGGAGAAGACCCAGGCACUCCAGAACACCAUGCAGGAGUGGACAGACAACCGGCUGUCCACAGAGCCCUCCAAGGGGGUCAAGUCUUGACAGUAGUCCCCCCUCAACCGCACCUGUGGAGCCCUCAGCCGCAGAGAGCCACGAGACAGAGCAUGCACCCAACCCCAACACUCCUCUCCUCUCCUCUUUAACACUCCUCCUUUCUUUUCUCCAUCCAUUCGUGUGUGUGUGUGUGUGUGUGUGUGUGUGUGUG
Engraulis encrasicolus (European anchovy) is the source of this 2732-nucleotide messenger RNA. RefSeq names its product GRB2-associated binding protein 2 (gene gab2). Lineage: Eukaryota; Metazoa; Chordata; Actinopteri; Clupeiformes; Engraulidae. Gene Ontology annotation, molecular function: transmembrane receptor protein tyrosine kinase adaptor activity. Gene Ontology annotation, biological process: signal transduction. Gene Ontology annotation, cellular component: cytoplasm. The record is from RefSeq and is a predicted model, not a curated record. The coding region runs from base 347 to 2569 and encodes 740 amino acids. The transcript has 11 exons.